Molecule: messenger RNA, 1020 nt
Organism: Phragmites australis (common reed)
Lineage: Eukaryota; Viridiplantae; Streptophyta; Magnoliopsida; Poales; Poaceae
Exons: 3
Coding region: 1-1020 (339 amino acids)
Source: RefSeq, a predicted model, not a curated record
AUGAACUCCUCAGAUUCGGAGGAAAUGAUGAUGUUCUCCUCAGAUUCGAGUGACGAAGAGGAUGAGCUGCUUGUGCUGAUUGCCAUCGAGGAGGAAGAAGCAGCAGCUGCGCGUCGUAGCAGGCAGCGUGGGUUGAUGCCCGGCCAUGCGGUUAUAGACCGGCAACACCGCGAAGGUGCUGCUAGGCUGUACAACGACUACUUCGCCGACAACCCUGUGUACGGCGAUAUCCUGUUUCGUCGGAGGUUUCGUAUGUCGCGGCGGUUGUUCUUGCGUAUUGCGGCCGUUGUGGAGGAGCAUGACACCUGGUUCAGGCAGAGAAGGGAUGCAACCGGCCUUAGCCCCUUGCAAAAAAUGACAGCGGCCAUACGGCAACUAGCAUACGGAGUCAGUUCCGAUGCAGUUGACGAGUACGUGCGGAUAGGAGCGAGCACGGCGAUGAUGACAUUACGGAAAUAUGUGCAAGCUAUUGUGGAGGUGUUCGGAGAAGAAUAUCUCCGGGCUCCCAAUGAAACUGACACCGCCCGUCUCCUGGCAGAAGGGGAGCGUCGUGGGUUUCCCAGGAUGCUCGGGAGCAUCGAUUGUAUGCAUUGGGUAUGGAAGAACUGUCCAAAAGCGUGGCAUGGCGCGUACACAGGCCAUACUCGCAAGCCUUCUAUAGUUUUGGAGGCGGUUGCGUCGCUUAUCGAUGGGAGUGCCCCACCUGUUUCGUACAUCAUAAAUGGUAACAGGUACGACAUGGGAUACUACCUCGGCGAUGGCAUAUACCCCGAAUGGGCGACCAUAGUGAAGGCAAUUCCUGCUCCACGAGGCAACAAGAGCAUCCAUUUCUCCGCGAUGCAAGCUGCUCUCCGCAAGGAUGUCGAACGUGCAUUUGGUGUGUUGCAAUCUAGGUUUGCUAUUGUUCGCAGGCCGGCUAGAGUAUGGGAUCAGUCUACCUUGCAUAAUAUCAUGACCGCAUGCGUUAUUAUGCACAACAUGAUAAUUGAGGACGAGCGUGGUACCGCUUCCCCGGUGUAG